AUGAAGGAAGGAUGGGUAGGUGGCCGCGGCCGCGAGUGCCUGCCAAGGGGCGCGGUGCUCCGCCCUGGAAGCGGCCCCGCUACGCCUGGCACACUGCCCGACGCUCGGCGCGCGGCGGGGCGAGCGGAAUUUGUGCGCGACUGCGGGGUCGCGGCGGCGGCGGUUGUGCCAAGGAAGUUUUCAAAGCUAAGUAAGGGGCGGCAGUUGGUGGUUCCACCGUGGCCUUCUUACUGCCGCGCCCUGGGCCAGGGCUGCGGUGGCACGUGGCACGUAGCUGGGCCGGCGCGGCGCGGGUCCCGGAAGCAGCGCGAGGCCGCGAGGCUCUUGGACGCCUCCCAAGGAGCCAGCUCCUUUCUGUACCGUGCGCGAGCGGAGAAGGGUCGUCUCGGCAUGGGCUCCGGGGAUCGCAGCGAAACACGUCGCAAACCACAAAAAUAGCAGUCUUGCAUCCCGG
Gryllus bimaculatus (two-spotted cricket) is the source of this 454-nucleotide messenger RNA. The record is from the annotation of a GenBank genome assembly. NCBI's taxonomy places the organism in Eukaryota, Metazoa, Arthropoda, Insecta, Orthoptera, Gryllidae.